This is a messenger RNA of Arachis duranensis, 1239 nucleotides long. RefSeq names its product metal transporter Nramp6-like. Gene Ontology annotation, cellular component: membrane. Lineage: Eukaryota; Viridiplantae; Streptophyta; Magnoliopsida; Fabales; Fabaceae. Gene Ontology annotation, molecular function: manganese ion transmembrane transporter activity; carboxypeptidase activity; cadmium ion transmembrane transporter activity. The transcript has 8 exons. The record is from RefSeq and is a predicted model, not a curated record. Bases 120 to 542 code for a protein of 140 amino acids. Gene Ontology annotation, biological process: metal ion transport.
UGACAUUCCUGAAGUAAUUGGGACAGCCUUUGCAUUGAGCAUGCUUUUCAACAUACCUGUUUGGAUUGGUGUUCUUCUGACAGGACUCAGUACAUUGAUCCUCUUAGCUUUACAGCAAUAUGGGAACUAAAAGGAAGCGGUGCUACUGGUCUCGCGAUUUCACUCCUAGGGGCUAUGGUUAUGCCAUUAUCCAGUAUACCACUCACUGUAUGAUGAUUUCAUCUGGAUGCAGAAAUUUGGAGAUCCUAUGUUUCAUAGGCAUGUUGCAGCUUAAUGUGAAGAACUUGGAAGAUGAGAUUUCAAAUAAAGACAUGAAUUUGUCUCCUAUAUUGAAGUCAAUCAAGGAGCUUGAGAAAGCAGCAAUCAAGAUAAAUGACCAGAGAAAGGAAAUAGAAGCAAGUAAAGGUUGGAGAACAUGGAAGAAGUACCAAAUGAAAGUGAGAGAUAUGAAUGAUAGACUUAUGAUGGCUGAACGUGCAUUCACUGACAGAGAUGGCCUCUUAGGAAUGACAUGGCAUAAGCAUUUGGGUUCUAACUUCUAAGAAAGAUGAAAUUGAAGAAACCAAGCAAGCAAAGCAGAGAAGAAACAUCAAACAUGGCUACUACUGUUGGAAUCACAAAAUUUAUUGGAGCAGAGAUGAUUGAGAAGGCAAUUUCUUAGUAGAUGAAGCUAUUUUGUCCAAGCUAAAGUCAAAGAAGGCAAAGGUCCUUGUUGAGAAUUUCUUGUGCCAAAAAGGGAAGCAUCAGUGAGAAUUUCUUUGUGCCAGAAUUUCUUGUAUAUCAAGAAUGUUGUUGUAUCAUCAAACUUAACUCCUUGAGGCACCAAAUUUAAGAGAACAGUGGUUUUCUCUAGUUGAUGAUUUGCUGCAUUAGCUCCAACAAUGCGAACCUGGUUGCGACUCAACAAAAGACUGGCUGCAAUUCCCUCAGCUAGCUUGAAAACCAAAGGGAAGAACUUGUAUAUUACAAUGCUGAUGUGGAGUUUAACUUGAAGUGGCCACACACAACCACAAGGAGAUCCAGCAGGUGUAUUUGUCAAUGGCUCUGAGCAAGUCACCAUCAUGCAAUCUAAAAGGAAUAUGAUCAAUAUAAAAUCUUGUUUGUUUAAAUUGUUGAAAAUGAAGGAACUAGUAGUGUCAAUGAGUAAUGUAAAUAGUUAUAGUUCUGUCAAUGAUUUAUUUUUUGGGUAUCUUUUAAUUGAGAUAGUGAGAUAUUGGCCAAUGAUGUUAAAAAAUAACA